AUGGAGACAUUACCGAGGCCAGACAUCAUCCUGAGAGACGAAAAACGCAAGACAGUGACAAAAGCACAUAUGGCUAUUGCCGUCGAGGACUACAAGAAGAACUCGCUUGGUACAGUCCGCAUUGACAAAGAAGAGAAGUACCAAGCAUUCAAGACACACUAUGGAAAGCGUGAGUAUCGGGAGACAGUGCUGGCACUAGUCUAUGGAUCCUCAGCGGUCAUUGCACAAGAGAAGCAAAAGCUGCUUUCACAGGAGCAACGCAUCAGCGAAAAUUAG
Molecule: messenger RNA, 276 nt
Organism: Eimeria acervulina
Lineage: Eukaryota; Apicomplexa; Conoidasida; Eucoccidiorida; Eimeriidae
Exons: 1
Coding region: 1-276 (91 amino acids)
Source: RefSeq, a predicted model, not a curated record